Maylandia zebra (zebra mbuna) is the source of this 5284-nucleotide messenger RNA. It is a transcript of the gene slc40a1, whose product is annotated as solute carrier family 40 member 1. The record is from RefSeq and is a predicted model, not a curated record. Gene Ontology annotation, molecular function: iron ion transmembrane transporter activity; peptide hormone binding. Gene Ontology annotation, cellular component: basolateral plasma membrane. NCBI's taxonomy places the organism in Eukaryota, Metazoa, Chordata, Actinopteri, Cichliformes, Cichlidae. Gene Ontology annotation, biological process: iron ion transmembrane transport.
CGUAAACAGAGCAGCAGCAGCUGCGGAGAGCAGAGCCGAGCAGACAGUCCACAGGAGCCCAGCUGACAGGAGCUCGUCUCCCGGUUUCGUGUCCCUGCGACCCACCCGGCCUUUCGGGCUAUAAAAUCAUUUCUUUCCAACUUCAGCUACAGUGAUAGCUAAGUUUGGAGAGGAGAAAAAGGGAGAAACGCCGUGUCUUCUUUUGUUUUUUCCGGUUAUUGUGUCAGUUAGGUGCAGAGGUAGUCGGAGUCGACCUCCUUUUGCAUUACAAAAGGGGAUCUAGCAGAAAAGAGAGAAUAUAUAUUAGACAUAUCAAGCCGGUUGUUUCUAUCUGAAGAGCUUUAAAAUGGAUAACUCUGGAACUAAAAAGACGUGCAUGGAAUCCACCCGAGACUUCUUCACCUCGGCCAAAUUUCUCAUCUACAUGGGCCACGCUCUGUCAACAUGGGGUGACCGGAUGUGGAACUUCGCUGUGGCAGUUUUCCUGGUGGAGCUGUACGGGAACAGCCUGCUGCUCACUGCCGUGUAUGGGCUGGUGGUGGCUGGCUCGGUGCUCCUGCUGGGAGCCAUCAUCGGGGACUGGGUGGACAAAAACCCCAGGCUUAAAGUGGCCCAGACUUCGCUGCUGGUCCAGAACAGUUGUGUCAUCGCGUGCGGGGUCCUCCUCAUGCUUGUUUUCCAGUUCAAAGACCAGCUCACGGAGCUCUACAAUGGAUGGAUUCUGACAACUUGCUACAUCCUGGUCAUCACCAUCGCCAACAUUGCCAACCUUGCCAGCACGGCCAUGUCCAUUACCAUCCAGAGAGACUGGGUGGUUGUUGUAGCAGGUCAGGACAGCAGCAAGUUGGCAGAUAUGAAUGCCACAGUGCGGAUUAUUGACCAGCUGACCAACAUCCUGGCUCCCAUGUUAGUGGGCCAGAUUAUGGCCUUUGGCUCUCAUUUCGUUGGCUGUGGCUUCAUCUCUGGCUGGAACCUGUGCUCCAUGUGUGUGGAGUACGCACUGCUGUGGAAGGUCUACCAGAAGACGCCCGCACUGGCUGUGAAAGCUGGACAGAAGGAGCAGCAGCAGGAGCUCAAACAGCUCAGCCCUACAAAAGAUUUGGAGAAUGGCCAGAGUCCCGAGGAGUCAUCUCAGCCACUUAUGAACGAAACCUCCGUUGUUGCCAAGUCUGACUCUCCCAAACAGCGCAGCUGUUGCUACCAGAUGGCUGAACCUGUGCGCACCUUCAAGGCCGGCUGGGUGGCCUACUACAACCAGAACAUCUUCUUCGCCGGCCUUUCACUGGCCUUUCUUUACAUGACGGUGCUGGGCUUUGACUGCAUCACCACAGGCUACGCCUACACACAGGGCCUCAAUGGCUCGGUGCUCAGUCUGCUGAUGGGAGCCUCGGCCAUCUCGGGCAUCUGCGGCACCGUCGCCUUCACUUGGGUUCGCAAGAAGUGUGGCCUGAUCCGCACUGGCUUCAUCUCCGGCAUGGCCCAGCUCUCCUGCCUCAUACUGUGUGUCAUCUCAGUCUUCGCUCCUGGAAGCCCCUUCGACCUCAGCGUCUCACCCUUCCAGGACCUCUACACCCAUCUGAUUGGAGAGAAGACCCUGCCUGAACAUGUCCACAGCCUGACCGGUGGAAACAUCACUAUGCCUACUACUGCCGCACCAACCCAAGAGCUGCCACCUAUGCAGUCCUACAUGUCUGUUAGUCUGCUGUUUGCUGGCGUAAUUGCUGCUAGAGUUGGUCUGUGGUCUUUUGACCUGACAGUGACCCAGCUCAUCCAGGAGAAUGUGAUCGAGUCAGAGCGAGGUGUGAUCAACGGCGUCCAGAAUUCCAUGAAUUACCUCUUAGACCUUCUGCACUUCAUCAUGGUGAUUCUGGCCCCAAACCCAGAGGCCUUUGGCCUUCUGGUCAUCAUCUCUGUCUCCUUUGUGGCCAUGGGCCAUAUGAUGUACUUUCGGUUUGCCUUCAGGAGCCUGGGCAACCGCCUCUUCCUCUGCUGCUCGCCGGAGCAGAAGGUGGAGGCAGUUGACAAUCCUUCACUUCCUACCACUGUCUAAUCCCAUUAAAGAGACUCUGUCCUGGGUACAUACAUCUCAAACCUUACACUAGCCCUGCAUCUUAUUUAUCUCACUAACAUCUUAGCUUGUAGCUGGCAGAGUGCUAACGUAAAGCGUAGACAACAUGCUAUCGGUAGCCAUUAACCAUUAGCAGUAGCAGAGGAGUAGAAAGUGUUAGAAAGUAGUGAAAGUUUAGAUAAUGCAGGGGUUUCUGUAGCGUUUUCAGUCUGGGAGUCAGAUGAGCGCCUCAGCCAUACACCUAUGGAUCCACGCUCCUUAACACAUGCAUGCGCUGUCCAACAGGGGUCCAUCGCUUCUGGGUGCUGUUGGAGAAAUCAUGGACAGUGCAGUGUAAAAUCCUCUCCACCUAACAGCCCGCAUGUAGCUGUAAAGAUGUCUAAAAGGUGCUUCAGCAAAAAAAAGGGCAGAAUGAGAGAGAAAUCUCAUAGAGGAAGCUGAGAUCCUGACAGUCAGGACGCCACUCGGGUUGCCUCUCAGUUUGGGUUCGUUGGUGCUGUCGCUGCAUCCGCUCACUGUUCUCUCAGACUUCUUUCUGUGCUGGCUUACAUAUAUAUAUACGUGUGUGUGAUGAGCAGGUUGUGGAUACUUUUUAUUUAACCAAACAGAAAACUGGGAUCUUGUCUCUUUAAUGUGUGGUGUUGAGCAUUUAGCUGUGUUUAUUCAGGAAAUGCAGGCGGUGGUUUUUGUAAUGACUGUAUCAUCAGUAUUGUGUUGUGUGCUUGCAGUUGUGCCAUAUGAAACACAAACAUCCUAUGCACCCUUAUCAAUAGCUCGCAGUUACCAAAGUUAAAGUCCAUACAUGGCUUAAAAGGAAGUGAGGGAAACCAGUUUUGGCUGUCUAAGCAUUCCAAAUAUACACAAUAUUUUCCAUCCAGUGAAAAUCUUACUGUAUCUGAACCCACUUGUAGAUUGUAUCUAAUCUUUUUUUUUCUGGUAGUUUACAAUUAUAUGAAGAUGUGUUAGGGCCGUUCUAGGAUUGUGGUGAAUUUUUGUGGAAAGAAACUCCAAGACUAAAAAGCUGUAAAAUCACACUAAAACAAAUAUGAAUAUACAAAAACACAAAAGUGCCAGAAAACGGACAUCACUUACGAGGAAAAGAGAGAAAAAAAAGUUGUAAAUUUAUGGGAAAUACAAUUUUUGAGAAAGUUGUCUAGAAAAAAAGAGGUCAUAAAUAUGUGAAAAAAAUUACAACUGCAUAAUAAUCUUCUGCAUAAUCACAAAUGCAGAAGAAAAGUCAAGAUUUCCUGAGAUUAAGUAAUAAAUUAGUCAAAGAAAUUUAGGUAUUCUUUGAGAUUACAAAACUACCUCUUUAGUCUCUAAAAUUUACAUUUUAAAUUUGUGAGAAGAAACUCUUAAAAUUGCAAAUUUAUCAGAAAAAAAACCAGUAUUUUGACAUUAAAGAAAAAAUUCUUUAUAUUCUCUAAAAUAAAAAUAAAUUUAUUGUGUGUACUAGAAAAAUAUAUUUUUUGAGAAUUUAGUCAUACAUUUAUGAAGAUUACAAUUGGACUCGAAUGUGUUUAGUUUAGUUCUCUUAAAGAAGUUGUAAAUUUAUGAUCUGGAAAAAAUUUAAAAUCUGGAAAAAGUCGUAAUGAUUCUGAUUAUAAUGUUUUUAAGCUAAAAUUAAUGAGAAAUUAAAACUCUUACAGAAUAUUAAGAUAUACAGUGUUGUAUAGAUUUACAACUUUAAUAAAAAGAAGAUAUAUCCAAGUUUCUUUCCAAAUUUCUUUUUACAUUUCUUUUAUUUCAUUUUUUUCCCUCAGAAUACCACCCUUACCUCCACAAGUUUUGUUUUUUGUUUGAACGGCUCUAGCAUGGAUUCAUAUGAACAUCUUAGUCUUUUGAGUUCUCUGGAGUGAUUUUUUUCCAGUGAUUGUCUAUAACUCAGGCACUUUACGUGAUUGACUUCUGUCUUUACACCUAAUGCGUGAUCAGGCAUUAGUUCAAUAUGAUUUUGCACAAAUCUGAAGUCCCGACUUCACCCAAAACCCUCCGCACCAUGCACAGUAAUGCGUUCUCUCUUCAGAUGUCGUUGUUUGGCGGGAGGGUACUACGGCACAUAUUGCAACACCCAGCACUACUACCACAUGGUCAUGAGGGAAAAAUAACCUACCCGAGUUCCUGUAAAAAACAGCCUCGGUUUACCUCAGGCGCUCCCACGUUUCCUCAAAAAGCUACUCAGGGAUCUGAGUCAGCAGGUCUUAUCUGAAAUCACUUUAUGGCACUAAAACCCUCAACUUUUAUUCAGCCGGGGUUGAAAACGUACCCAUUUAGGGAUUUUUGGCGCUUCUGCAUGCCGUUUUUGCCAUGAAGUGAUUAAACAAAUUAAAAAGUUUAAUUUUUUAAUGAAUGUUUCCAGACCUUUACAGAAUCACUAUAAUACAGAAAUAUCUAUAUAAAGAGCGUAGCAUUGAAAGCCCCAAAGGUCUAUUUUGUUCCCUGUAGAGUCAACCCUUCAGUUGUAAGUGGAAUAACAUGUUGUCUGCUUACCUUGCAUUUUUACCUGUAUCCUUUCCACCUCUGAACCUCCGAAAUUUCACACGCCUUAAUGGAAACCAGACUCGCCACACUGGCCGGUGCUCGCAGAUGAAAAGGUUAACCACAAUUCCAGCCGCGGAGGGUAGACGUGUUUGGGUUGGAAGGCGAGUUAACCGCACCAGGUGUGGGAGAACAGAGGGCCAUUUUGUAGGGCCCGUGAAACAGGAUGGAGGAGCUUUAUUUUCAUGUUCCACCUGCUUCACAUUCAGUCUGCGCACGGGAACAAAAGCAGCUCUCAGAACAGGUCUGCUGAUUCAGGAAUAUCCCACAUGGUCAUGAAUGCUAUAUUUUCUAAUGUAAAUAUAUUUAGCUGUGAGUCGAUACAAACUUAAUUGGAAAACAGAAAAUCAGAGUGUAUACUGUUGUUGUGCUGUUUGAAAACUUUUUUUUUUUUACAUUUUUAUAUAUGUAGUGUCAACACUUUGUGAUUCUUUUUUCUGUAAGCUGUAGUUCCUUUUCAUUUGAGCACAUCUGUAUUUUAUUGCUUUCAUCUCUUUCUACAAACAUAUACAUAUAAAUAAAACUCUAUAUAUCAGUGUUAUUGUAGUUUGAUAGAAUAAAAGCACCAAAUCAUUAAGAAAUCCUUUUUGUGUAAUAAUCACACUCCCCUGAAUAUCAGGAGGUUUGUAUUGGUUGUAGUGCAUGAUAUGUCUUAAAUAAAGAAAACCUUUACAAUCA